Xenopus tropicalis (tropical clawed frog) is the source of this 8653-nucleotide messenger RNA. It is a transcript of the gene stk39, whose product is annotated as serine/threonine kinase 39. The transcript is spliced from 18 exons. Bases 100 to 1929 code for a protein of 609 amino acids. NCBI's taxonomy places the organism in Eukaryota, Metazoa, Chordata, Amphibia, Anura, Pipidae. Gene Ontology annotation, molecular function: protein serine/threonine kinase activity; nucleotide binding; protein kinase activity. Gene Ontology annotation, cellular component: cytoplasm. The record is from RefSeq and is a predicted model, not a curated record.
CAGGAGGUGCCGCUUGUACCGGAUGACCUUCUGCUUUUGUUACUCUUUCAGGCUCUGCGCCGCCCUACGCCCCCUACAGGCAGCCUGAGCUCCCGAGGGAUGCUGGGAGUUGUAGUGCACAGACUGCCGGGGAGCCACAGGUUGCAGGAGAGGAUCAGACUCGCCCAGCUGAGCGCACAGGGGACAGCGGAGGCGCCACCUCUUUGCACUCACCGACUGACACACAGGCGCCUCCCCCCGCCUCCCUCUCCCCUGCGGCCGGGCUGUCAGGCUGUAGCCGAGCAGCGAGUGAAUGAGCCGGGGAGGAGCGCACGGAGAGUCCGCAGCAGCCACAGCAGCAAUAAGCCGAGGAGGCGCAGCAUCAGCACCACCAGCCUGAGCAUGUCAGCGGAGCCGCAGCAGCAGCAGAGCGAUUCCCCGCUGCACAGCCCGCAGCCCCCAGCGGCACAGCCCAUCGGGUGGCCCAUCUGCAGGGAUAGCUACGAACUGCAGGAGGUUAUUGGCAGUGGUGCGACGGCUGUGGUUCAGGCAGCUCUAUGCAAACCCAGACAAGAACGAGUCGCCAUAAAGCGAAUCAAUUUAGAAAAAUGCCAGACAAGUAUGGAUGAGCUGCUUAAAGAAAUCCAAGCCAUGAGUCAGUGCAGCCACCCUAAUAUUGUGACAUAUUAUACUUCGUUUGUGGUGAAGGAAGAGCUUUGGCUUGUCAUGAAAUUAUUAAGUGGAGGUUCCAUGUUGGAUAUUAUAAAGCAUGUAGUAGGCAGGGGAGAACAUAAGAAUGGGGUGCUGGAAGAGUCAAUCAUUGCAACGAUUCUUAAAGAAGUUUUGGAAGGUCUUGAUUAUCUGCACCGGAAUGGACAGAUUCACAGGGACUUAAAAGCUGGCAAUAUCCUCUUAGGAGAAGAUGGGUCUGUGCAGAUAGCAGAUUUUGGAGUGAGUUCCUUUUUAGCAACAGGUGGUGACGUCACCAGGAAUAAAGUAAGGAAAACAUUUGUGGGGACUCCAUGCUGGAUGGCACCCGAAGUGAUGGAGCAGGUGAGAGGCUAUGACUUUAAGGCUGAUAUGUGGAGUUUUGGAAUAACUGCCAUUGAAUUAGCAACCGGUGCUGCUCCUUAUCACAAGUAUCCUCCAAUGAAGGUCUUAAUGUUGACCCUGCAGAACGACCCUCCCACCCUAGAGACAGGAGUGGAAGACAAAGAGAUGAUGAGGAAGUAUGGGAAAUCGUUUAGAAAGCUCAUUUCGUUGUGUCUCCAAAAAGAUCCAUCAAAGAGGCCAACAGCAGCUGAACUACUAAAGUGUAAAUUCUUCCAAAAAUCUAAGAAUAGGGAGUAUCUCAUUGAGAAACUGCUCAUCAAAACACCAAAUAUUGCACUGAGGGGGAAGAAGGUCCGCCGAGUACCUGGGUCAAGUGGUCAUCUACACAAAAAUGAAGACGGAGACUGGGAAUGGAGCGAUGAUGAGUUAGAGGAGAAGAGUUCAGAAUUUAAAGAUUCAUAUUCCAAAGAAAAGUCAAGACGAGACAAUGAAAGUAAUAAUGCAGAGAUUACGACAGAUAGCAAUAUGCAAACACGAAUACAAAACUUAUCUCUACAGGACACUCAGGCACAAUCUAAUGAAAGCCAUGUAGAAAGCGGGCUGCCAUCUGCUGUUAACCUUGUUCUGAGGUUAAGGAAUUCCAGAAAAGAACUAAAUGACAUACGAUUUGAGUUUACUCCAGGAAGGGAUACAGCAGAUGGUGUUUCGCAGGAGCUUUUCUCAGCAGGACUCGUGGACGGCCAUGAUGUAGUUAUAGUUGCUGCUAAUUUGCAGAAGAUGAUAGAUGACCCACUGACAUAUAAAUCUUUAACUUUUAAGCUGGUAUCCGGUUGUGAUGGGACAGAGAUUCCUGAUGAAGUGAAGCUGAUUGGAUUUGCCCAGCUUAGCAUUAGCUGAUUAGGAAGCACUUUGUCGACCUGUAGGAUCACAAUUUUGGAAGAGGCCAUCUUAUACAAAAAAAGGGAAAAUAACAUAACACAAAACUUCCUUCAUAUUCUAGACAUUGACAAAUAGGCUACAAGCUUGAAUGGACUACUUGCCUGCCGCAGUUUGUGGAAUCUACAGCGCUGACUGCCAGCGCUAUAGAUUCUAUAACUAGCAGCAAACAAGCCGGAGCUCAAAGGGUCAAAGUCGUUAUCCAAGGAGAUAGUUUUGGAAAUCCCAAGAUAAAACCAAAAAACAUAAAAUAAUGAAAGUUGCACUUCAAGCUAAUGUCAAUAAUUCUUAGUUAUAGUUACUGAUACUGGGUAUUUUAUAACCAAUAGCUCUUUCUCUGUUUAUUGUAAAAAAUAAUAAUAAUAAUCUGCUAUUUUAAUUGUACUGUUGAUUGACAAGACGGCCUAUUUUCUGUAUCAUUUUAAAACUAAUAUAAUUCUGAAAAAAAAAAAUGAUUUAUUAGCCAAACUUGAAUCCUAGUUGUAAAGAGAACUGUGAAUUUUAUUUUCAUAUAUUUAAGAAUUGCACAUCCGAUGAUUGUGUUGUUAAAUAGCGUAAUAGCUGCAGCAUACAUGUUAAGGGGUGAUUCUGUGCUAGAGGGGUCUUUAAAUGCUUAAAAAGUCAGGACAGGGACUUGCGGCGGGCGACUAAUAAGCUGCUACUCCAUUUCAGCUCCAAGCUUAUCCCCUGUAGUCCAUGUGCUCCAAGGUUUCCCAUACUGAGAUAUGUGCGUUCAUGUUCUCUAUUCUCUGCGUGCAUCGCUAUUACAACUUGUAUGCCUCUGCAUGAGCAUUUAGCGGUGCUGGAAUUGGUCAUUCAAAAGCACAUUCCUUUGUAGAUCUAAUAAUUAUACAGUAAUGAUAUUGUCUGUAAGCAGGGUCUAUUUAUUUUCCAUUAAAAUGCAGUAUUGUGUAAGAGCAGAGCUGAGACACCCAAUAUGGCGGCUCCUAAUUAUGUGUAUGAAUGCAAAUAUGAUAAACAUAGUAACAUAGUAAGUUGGGUUGAAAAAAGACAUACGUCCAUCACGUUCAACCAUAAUGCCUAUAUAUAACCUGCCUAACUUGUAGUUGAUCCAGAGGAAGGCAAAAAACCCCAUCUGAAGCCUCUCUAAUUUGCCGCAGAGGGGAAAAAAAAUCCUUCCAAGACUCCAAGAUGGUCAGUAGAGUCCAACAUGGGUAAGCGCUGCUCUUACACUUUUACUAUUUAGGAGAAUAUAUAGCAGAAGGUAAAGCCGGUAUAUAAAAGGAUAGUCAUACGGCAGGGUUUUGUAUUUACACCGCUGGCAUAAAGUUCACUGUAUCUUUAAAAGGAAGGUCUGUCAGAAUGAAAAUAAUAAUAAUUUUGCUCCUAAUAACAUUUUGGUAUUUGCUGAUUCCUCUUUUUUGUGUGUAAAAUGUUUAUUUAAUGUAGGACAUUGAGCUGGAAGCAAUGGAGAUUAUUAUUGGCCUAUUAUUAAUGAUUGUGGCAUGAAUUCUGAAUGAAUGGGCUUUGGUUAAGCCAUACACAUCAUCAAAGGUGCCACUACAUCAAACAAUGACAUUCUUGACAGUUUUGUUAGCAAUUUUAGCAGGAUAAUAACCCUAUGCACAAAAUAAGGUACAUACAGACUGGGUUUGUAGAGACUGGAGUGGAAGAACUUGACUUCUCAAAGUCCUGAUUUCAACCCAAGCCAGGCCUGAUCCCCAACUACCUCUGUUGUGUAAAUGGAAGUUAAUCCUUGUGGGAAGCCUUCAAAGCCUGCAACCCUGACUUCAACCCAACAGACCACCCGUGGGAUCUGUAUCUGGGAUCAGCAUCUAGCGGAAAGCCUUCCCAGAAGAGUAGAAAUGCUGAGUUAGCAGCAAAAGGAGGGAAAACCUUUUAUUAAAGGGGUGGUUCAGCUUGAACUUAACUUUUAGUAUAGACGUUAAUAUUCUGAGACAAUAUACAAUUGAUUUAAAUGUUUUACUAUUUUUGGCUUUUCAGUUAUUUAGAUUUUUGUUUAGCAGCUCUCCAGUUUGAAAUCUCAGCAGCUAUCUGGUUGCUAGGGUCUUGUUUACCUUCGCAACCAGGCUGUGGUUUAAAUGAGAGACUGGAAUAUGAAUAGGAGAGGGCCUAAAUGGAAAGAUCAGGAAUAACAAGUAACAAUUAUACAAACACAUUGUUAGCUCGCAGAGCAAUAGUUUUUUUAGUUGCCGGGGUCAGUGACCCCCUUUUGAAAGAAGAAGAGGAAUUUGUCUAUUAUUCCAAUUAAUAUUAACUGUGGAUUAAAGAAUGUUCUUUAAAUGUAGCCAGUGGAUUCCCCAUGUUUCCAAGUCCUACGGAUAUUUUAGGGAUUUUUUUUAGGAGCACUUAGUAAAUGUUAACAGUUAUAGCCAAAACGUAGGUGCCUUGAAGUUAAAGCAGUGUAGGAAUGUGCCAGGAGCUGCCUUUGCGCAUUGCACAAUAUUCCGGUGGGAGUUUUAAAAAAAUCGUUUAAAAAAAAUCAGGGGCACGUCUAGUAAUAGCAAGUUGCUGGGCUGCAAAUCCAUUGUGGCUUUCAUUAUACCCAUUGAUGUUGCCUGUGUUUGGAUUCCAUUCCAAAUCAUUUCUUGUUAGAUGCUCAGGAAUAUCCUUAAAGCUUGUUAGAAGUCAGCCAUAUUUUUGAUUAUCUUGUAUGUCAAUAUGGAUGACGGCGCUAAUAUUGUAUUUGCAUUAAGUUUCUUGGUGAGUUUGGAAUGCAAAUUUGUGAGACUGUACAGGGUGUCAGGGCAGGGGAUUGAAGGGUUAAAAUGUGUAAUCUUAAAUGCCAGCUGGUUUCCAAUUAGGUAGCGUUAUCCCAGUUUCAAUCUAUAGGACCAGAAUUUAGGGACGGCUGUACUAAGCACAAAUAAGUAGAAGAGCCAUUUUAUGAUUUUCUUAGUUUAAUUACCCCAUUGUUAUAGAUUUACUAUGGCGUUAGAUAAUAUGAGUAAAAUGCCUAUUUGGCAUAUGUAAGGUAAGAAAUUGUAGAAAUAAUCUGUAUUGUAAGGGGUUGCCUUUGUAAAAGGCUCACACGGGGCAAGACUAUUUCAUCCUCAGAGUACGUGCAGGGGCGCUGCUGCCAUAAGGCGAGUUACGAGGGGAGGGUUUUGCUCCUGGUAACUUCUAGAGCCAAAAUUCACAUUCUUAAAUCGGAAUUUUGGCUCUUCUAGUUCAAACAGCCCCCCCCCCCCCACCACAGGGCAGCCAAGGGGUGAGAAACGCCCUUUUACAUGCCCCACCAACAAUAUGGCAGCUCUAAGUACAAAUGCAAAGAUACAGCAUUCAUCAUUUUACCAUGCCCCCAUACUAACAGAAAAUAUGUUGAUGAUGAAUUAGUUUAAGCUAAUACCUAUAAAUUGUCUUUUUAGUUAUUGGCAGUGCAAAUGAAGGCAGGAUUUGCUCUAUUGCUUAACCUAAGGGAGGUGCUUAUCUUUAAGACAGGAGCAUUGGUUUAUUCAAAGAGCAGUGCCCUCUGUCUGUUAAUUCAUAUUAUACAUAUGCAGCCCCAGAGUAUCUAGAUCGGGGCGCCCCAACCUUUUUUACCUGCAAAAACAUUAGGGAAAAUGUUGGGAAGCAACACAACCAUGAAAAAGCUCCUGGGGGUGCCAAAUAGGGGCUGUGGUUGGCUACUGGAAGCCCCAGGUUGGCUACUGGAAGCCCCAGUGUGGACUGGCAGCCUACAGGAGGCUCUGUUUGGCCGGUACACCUGGGUUUUAUGCAAACAAAACUUGCUUCUCAGAAACUCAAUAAUAAGCACCUGCUUUCAGACCAACAGAGCAACCAGCAGACCAAUCAGAGCAACAACCAUGGGGCUGAAGAGAAAAAAAGCUCAGCUGCUGAGCUUUAAGUUCAAAGGGUACUGAUGUUAAAAUGCAUAUUUUUAGUUUCCCUGAAAAUUUCACAAAUCACAAUAUUAUAUGACGUACGGUGGUGGGGGGGAGGAUUUACUAUACAGCUAGCAACAUAAUUGUCCCUUUUUAUGGGUGAGGGGGAGAUACUCCUGGGACUAUUUUAGUUUCCUUUCUGGUAAGCAACAUAAGGCCUUAGAUACACUCUUAGGAUCAGAGCCCAAGGGACAAAGAAGAAUCAACUACUCUUCAGCUCUUCACAUUUACUACAAUAUUUCCUACAUUGCUGCUGGGAUUGGGAAGUAAAGUCAUAGGGAGGUUUGGCUGUAACACUAGAGAUCCAAUGGUAACAGAUAUUUAGAGCUACUUUAAAGGGGGUGUAAUGUCAAAAUAUUAACUAGCCCUAAGAUAGGAAAGUACUGAAAAAAUAACUUAUUUUGUUCUAAAAAAAUCAGAGGGCAAAGCAGGUAAAACAGGGUAAAACACAGCUAACUGGAACUCUGUAUUCUCAGUGUCUGCGGCUGAAUAAGGAGUGGGCGUGUCUCACUUUCAGCUCAUGUUUCACUUCCUUAUUUGUGCCUGACUUGCUCUUAUCAGCAACUGACCAAUGACAGUCCAGUAAACUCAUGUGCUUUUUUUUCAAGUCUGGUAUAGGACAGUCCCUGCUCUUUUUUUUUUAAACCAUGAUGGCCACUGGCCCUAUUCGUUUCCAGGAGCUGUAAUCAGAGCUAAUUUCAGAGAAAUAGCAUAAGAUGCAAAAUACAAAGGUUUCUAAUUAAAAAAAUGGUAGAGAAUCUUUAAUGGGUGUAUCUUGCAAACAUAUAUAUAACACACAAAGAUGAUUUCUGACUUUACAUCCCCUUUAAAUUAGCUUUUUUUGGGGGGGGAGGGUGGUUUAAAAAUUCCUUAGUCUGUUCCUUAUGUUUAUAGUAACUAAACGUAUUGAAUACACCAGAGGCCUUGGUAGUGUGUUAGAAUCAGUAUAAAUGGAAGUGUUCAUUUACUGACAAAUGUGCCAUUUGUAAACUCAGAGAUAAUGAAAAAAUGUGGAUUUCAGAGCCGAGAGGCCAUUUCAGCCAGGCCACGCUAAGAAACCAUAAUAUUAAUUCACUUUUGGAAAUAAAAAACAUGAAGCUGAUAUCUACUUCUGCCACUUACAUAUUCUCCUUUGCACCAAUAAUGCACCUGUAAGUACUGUACUUUAUGGUGCAAAGCUAUUAUUUCCCCCAAAAUUAGUGCCUAAUUCUCGUCUUAAACCUCUAAGUACAGUAUAUUUUGCUUUGCUGAAACUGCUAAAUCCACUUGCUAAUGUGGUUUACACUUCAAUUAAAUUCUGUAAGAUCACUUCACCGGUUAGUUCCACUUAAAAUGUAGGUAAAUGGCGCACAAAUGGUCUAGUGAGUGUAGAAUAUGUCCCUUACGCCAUCGUUCCAAGGAAGCCUAUUAUAUUUGUUUAGCAAUAUUGUGUGCAAUACAUGAUUGGGACGGUCACUAUGCUGUAUAAACGUAUAGAAGCCUCAUACUGACUAGCAGUUUGUGUGUAUGUGGAAUCUGAUCUGGUUGGACUAGGUAAUGUUGGUCUGUUUAGCUGGAUCACUGAUGAUACCCUUGGACGGGUCUCUAAAACCAACAGCCCUAUGUUACAUAGCAUACAGCCCCCUGUACCUCCAUUACUUGCUUUCUUCAAGAGCUGCCUUCCUACUCCAAUAUUAAGACUUAAUUCAGCCAUAUACAGGCCGACCGAGGAGCCAAACAGACACAUGGUAUGGGCUGCUUCUUAUUGUUCUGAUCAGUCUGCAGUGCCCGAUUCACUGACCAACUGAUAACCAUAAACCAUGGAUAUCAGCCAAGAUUGAUGGGACAACAUACGUGCACGGAUAUGUUUCAACUCCAGCUUACCAUUAUAUCUACUGUAAUCCAUCGCCUAUAGGUGUGCAGUGGUGCUCAAACGUAACAUGCUGGAAGAACAAGAGAAGGAAUUUCAUGGAGAUGGAUUUGGUAGUUAAACGUGGCGGUGGCUGUAUUUUAUGUGUCCUAGGGCUCAAUGCUGUAGGAAGCGGCACAGCAGCCCUAUGCCAUAAAAGUAAUUCAACUGACCAAGCUCUAGGUGCCCUUUAAACACCAUUAUAAUCCAACGCAGCCUCUGUUUAAGGGUUGGUAGGAGCUGCAGCAUGCAGCUGACUGGUUCUUAUAGGCUUUAUUAUUAGUGAAGAGCAAAUUUUUUUGCCAGGCAUGGAUUCGUAGUGAAUUUUCACAUUUUGCCAUUGGCAAAUUGUUUUGCGAAACUUCAGCAAAAAUCGGGCUCCAAAAAAUGUAUUGCACGUCAAAAGAAAAGUUGCGGUCGCGUCAAAAUGGGCUCAGUUGCAUCAAAAAUAGGCACGGUCACGGCAAAAAAAAGACGUGCACAACAAAAAAAGAUGUGCGCAAUGAAAAAUUUGCAUGGCAAACGCGUUUCGCGUACUUUUACAAUUUUGCUAAUUUUCAGGUCGUUUCGCAAAGUUUUCGGCGAAGCGGAACGGGACCGAUUGGCUCAUCACUAUUCAUUAUAGUUUAGGAUAUAGUUAUUUGGGUCCAUGCUCAAGUCUAUUUAUAUAAGACAUGGCUCAUGAGUGCACAUGAAGAAGGUCAUUUCUUGAUUUGCACCUUUAGUACUUAGCUAAUCCCAUGUAAAAUGCUUUCCCUCAGUGGAAUACAGUAACUAUAUAUUAUUAAGAAAAGUUAUAAUGCCAGAUUUUGUAGGGUGUUUCAGCCAUUUUCAAUUGGCUUAAUGUAACUCAGUUUCAUUUAAAUGUUUACACAAAAGGUCUGAAUUGAUGAUUACAAUGGUAAAAGGAAAUAAAAAAUGUACUAUAUAA